This is a messenger RNA of Encephalitozoon hellem ATCC 50504, 513 nucleotides long. RefSeq lists its product as uncharacterized. The coding region runs from base 1 to 513 and encodes 170 amino acids. NCBI's taxonomy places the organism in Eukaryota, Fungi, Microsporidia, Unikaryonidae. The transcript has a single exon. The record is from RefSeq and is a predicted model, not a curated record.
AUGCAUUUCAAUGUAUUUGUAGAAGGUAGCGUGUUCGAUAAUGUCAAGGGAGUUUUUAUCGACCAAUCGUAUCCACUCCGGAUCCGAUGCACUAACUGUGGGAGGCCUCAUGAAAAGGCUGUUGUGCUGUCAGAAGAUAGUGCUGGGAAGGGAGACUUCAAGGAAAACGUCAACCUGAGUGUUACUUGCCGGGAUUGCCAGAGGCUGAUGACAUUGAAGAUUUUGAAGCUAAAGGAAGCAAAGAAGCACAUGCUUCCAACAAAGUUUGAAGACGAGUUCAAAGAAGUAUGGCUUACAGACAUGGAAAGAAACAGGUUUUUAGUGUCUAGAAUUGAGACCAAUGGGGCUGAGGUGACCUCUAUUGAAUCUUGCACUCUUAACAUGGUCUCUAACGAGGAUGUGCUCUUUACAAACGUAGACUUUAAGGGCAAGACCGUGGAAGAACACAACAAAAGUCGCAAUACAAUAUCUUCGAUCACCCAGUUUUCUCUUGUGGUUGAGCUUAGUAAAUAA